AUGGGAAGCAAACCAAAUAAAAACACGAAUUAUUAAAAUGACAAAGGUCAUCUUCAUCCAAUUAAUAAUCAAACAAGACCAAGAUCAACUCCUAUCUGUCCAUAUAAUCCAUAUUGUAUUUAUAAUAAAUAAUUUAAAGCUUCUCAAACUUAAUUUAAUGUGACAAUAAAUAAUGUUUUAUUCUUAGUGGUUAACCCUCCAGAAGAUAACGACACUAUUACCAUGGCUGAAAAUUUUGAUGAACUUUGA
This is a messenger RNA of Paramecium sonneborni, 249 nucleotides long. The record is from the annotation of a GenBank genome assembly. Lineage: Eukaryota; Ciliophora; Oligohymenophorea; Peniculida; Parameciidae.